UCAUUGUUCCGUAGCAUUUUAGCCAGCACACCAGAGAUUGCGGGAAGACAUACCGUGGUGGGUGUUCAUUCACUGGCUUCUCGAAAUUUCAUCUCCCGGUCCCCCUUCUGUAAAAACUGUUUCCCGAUUAUACGACGUUGCUUGUCCUACGGUAGUUCUAAACGGUGUAGAAGUGACCCAAGUGGGAUUUUUCUGCGUUUUUUUUUAAAUCAGCGGUCUUAUCUGUGAGCGACAGGCACUGUACGCACGCUGAUGGCGGUCACUAUCGAGGAUCUCUAUCGAAGCUACGGGGUCCUUGCCGAUGCAAAGGACAACCUCAGCCAGCACAAAGAUGCCUACCAGGUUAUCUUGGAUGGUGUGAAAGGUGGCCCGAAGGAAAAGCGCCUGGCAGCACAGUUUAUUCCCAAGUUCUUCAGCAGCUUUCCAGAAAUGGCUGAUGCAGCCAUUAAUGCUCAACUUGAUCUUUGUGAAGAUGAGGAUGUGUCUAUUCGACGGCAGGCCAUCAAGGAGCUUCCACGGUUUGCAACUGGCGAGAACAUUCUCAGAGUUGCAGAUAUUCUCACCCAGCUCCUUCAGACAGAUGAUACAGCAGAGUUCAACCAAGUGACUGCAGCACUUAUUUCUAUCUUCAAGAUGGAUGCUAAGGGUACUCUUGGAGGCCUCUUCUCUCAGAUCCUGCAGGGGGAGGACAUCGUGCGGGAAAGGGCCAUCAAGUUCCUGUCAACCAAACUGAAGACACUGCCGGAGGAUGUCUUAACAAAAGAGGUGGAGGACUAUGUCUUUGCAGAGACAAAGAAGGUGAUGGAGGAUGUGACAGGAGAGGAGUUCGUGCUGUUGAUGCGCGUGGUGUCAGGCCUGCGAGUGCUGCAGACAGUGAACGGCCGACAGCAGCUGGUGGAGCUGGUGGUGGAGCAGGCUUUCCUGGAGCAGGCCCUCAACCCAGCUGACCCUGACACUGUUGACCGCCUGCUGCAGUGCACACGCCAGGCUUUGCCCCUGUUUUCUAAAAAUGUCCAUUCCACACGUUUUGUAACGUACUUCUGUGAACACGUCCUGCCCAACCUCAGCGCCCUAACGAGUCCUGUGGCUGAGCUGGAUAUUCAGCUGGAGGUGCUGAAGCUGCUGGCUGAGAUGAGUCCAUUCUGUGGAGACAUGGAGAAGCUGGAGGCCAACCUCAACAUGCUGUUUACCAAGCUGCUGGAGUUCAUGCCUCUGCCACCCGAAGAGGUGGAGAACGGAGAGAAUUCGGCAAACGAGGAGCCCAAACUGCAGUUCAGUUACGUGGAGUGUCUGCUCUUCAGCUUCCACCAGCUGGGCAAGAAGCUGCCAGACUUCCUUAUUGACAAAGUGGAUGCCGAGCGCCUCAAAGACUUCAAGAUCAGGUUACAGUAUUUUGCCAGAGGCCUGCAGGUUUACAUCAGACAGCUUCGAGUAGCACUGCAAGGCAAGACAGGAGAUGCUCUAAAGACAGAAGAGAACAAGAUCAAAGUUGUGGCCCUCAAGAUCACAAACAACAUCAACGUCCUCAUUAAGGAUCUCUUCCACAACCCUCCAUCAUUCAAGAGCACAGUCACUCUGUCCUGGAAACCUGUCCAGAAGGCAGAGGCAGUAGCUCCCAAGCGCCCGUCAGCUGAGGAAAUGGGCUCCGGCGGGACCACAAAAAAACAGAUCUCUCCUCAAUCCCGGAGGGACGCACGGCAAAUCUAUAAUCCCCCCAGCGGAAAGUACAGCGCCACGAUUGGAAAUUUUAACUAUGAGCAGCGUGGUGGCUUCAGGGGCGGCCGAGGACGAGGCUUUGGAGGCAGAGGCAACAGGAGCCGAGGCCGGAUCUACUGAGACACACACACACACACACACACACACACACACCGUACAUAUUACUCAUUGAACUGCAUCUGUCCCGCACCAAGAUGGACUAUUUGUCACCUACUCCUCUUUUUUUAAAAAAUGAUCUCUACGUCUUUUUCACCCUCGACUUGCGCAUCCAGAUUUCUUUUGUCUUUGGACGGGUUGGGUGGAGGUUUGGUUUCUUGUUUUCAGAAUUUAUGACCAUGGGCUCAGACUUUUUAACAUUUUCUUCCCCUGCUCCUCUUGGCCAAGGCUUUAGUUCAAGUAAAUCUCGAUGUUUUUUUUCCCUCCUUAGUUUUUAAAUAUUAUUCUGUGUAUUUUUGUGGAACAAAAAGACUGCCAAGUUGUAACUGAUACAUAUUUUUUGUCAGAUUGUUGUAGGAAAAGAUCCUCUUGUUUUGCGACAUUGAUGAAAGCAUUUCUUUCUACUUUUUUAUUUAAUCUUGUUUUCUUUUUUUUUUUAUUAGAGCUUGAGUUGAAUUGGCUGACUAUGCUACUUUGUAUGAAUCAAUGAUGUUGUUUCAUUGGAUUUUUAUCAUAAACUUGUAUGGAAGUAUGAA
This is a messenger RNA of Scatophagus argus, 2408 nucleotides long. It is a transcript of the gene api5, whose product is annotated as apoptosis inhibitor 5. Gene Ontology annotation, molecular function: RNA binding. Bases 253 to 1836 code for a protein of 527 amino acids. Gene Ontology annotation, cellular component: nucleus. The transcript is spliced from 14 exons. Gene Ontology annotation, biological process: negative regulation of apoptotic process. Lineage: Eukaryota; Metazoa; Chordata; Actinopteri; Scatophagidae. The record is from RefSeq and is a predicted model, not a curated record.